CGCAGAUGUGAUUGUACGUACGUGUGUCUCAUAGUUCCCUGUCCGUCUUUAUAAAAUCAGCUGCAUUUUCUCAUUAAUUUUCAUCUCUAUCCCUACACACACAUACACCAUUUGUUUUCUCCGUCUUCAAGUCUUUAUGACUUUUUCUGUUUGCACAAACUACCCUUUGCUUUAUACCAGCUCAAUUUAAAUCUUGAAAAGUUCCCCGUGUUUUCAGCAUAAUUUCUUUUCGGCCCCAAAUUUUCGUAAUUGAUUCUAAUUAUUUUAAUUUUGUUAAAAAAAAGGAAGGAGAAAAAAUGAAGGAAAACAAGGGGAAUCCACUGCACCUCUCAUCCCUGAACCACAUAUCACUUGUCUGCAAAUCAGUUGAGGAAUCAACUUCCUUUUACCAAAACGUCCUCGGGUUUGUACCCGUCAGGAGGCCCGGGUCACUCAAGUUUGAUGGAGCGUGGCUGUUUGGUCAUGGGAUUGGAAUUCAUCUGCUGCAAUCCGAAGAUCCAGACAAUAUGCCGAAGAAAACAUGUGAGAGCAUGGGGAUGGUGGAGAAGAAGCUGACUGAGAUGGGGAUUGAUUGGGUGCGGCAGAGGGUAGAGGAAGGCGGGGUGUACGUGGACCAGCUGUUCUUCCACGACCCAGACGGGUUCAUGAUCGAGAUAUGCAACUGCGACAACAUGCCGAUUGUACCCCUGGCUGGAGAGAUUGUACGCUCAUGCUCCCGGCUCAACAUGGUGCAGCAACAGCCGCAGCCGCAGCAGAUCCACCCUCCCGUGGUGCGACCUUAAUAAAAACGUAUUGUUAUGGUGGGGGUGUCCACGUCAGCAGAUGUCUUCUGGCGCAACUGUUUGUCCGUUAGUCACAGAAAGAAGAGUCGUGUGCUCAGUUGAUGUAAUAAAACGAGGUUUUUGGCCAUUUUGGUUCAAAUAGCAAAGUCCAAAUCGAAUUUCUCAUUUUUAGGUGUUACGUUUUUUCCCUGUCUCCUUUUUCAUUUUUAAGAAAUGAAGCAAUUCAAUAAUGUGGAAAGGACGCCUCUGUCUCCUUUUUCAUUUUUGAGAAAUUAAGCAAUUUAAUAAUGUGGAAAGGACGCCUAUAAAAUCACAAAUGUUGUAUCAAUUAAUUUUUCAAUGUUUGUCCAAUUAACUUUCGAAAUUCCUUGAAGAGAAACAAAGAAGUGAGAUUCGAGAGGAGAUGGACAAAAUAGAAACUCAAUAAAUUGAGUUUUAUGUCUGCCACCUUUGAUAUUGGACUUCUCUUAUUAUGUGUCACUCUUGUACAAAUGCUGCUUUAUUUUCAAGUAGUCAGCUUUUAUUUUUAUUAUUAUAAGUUUAUGUAGAUCGGUACAGUAAUUGACACCAUUAUGUCUACUCCAAUAGUC
Molecule: messenger RNA, 1372 nt
Organism: Striga asiatica
Lineage: Eukaryota; Viridiplantae; Streptophyta; Magnoliopsida; Lamiales; Orobanchaceae
Source: the annotation of a GenBank genome assembly